AUGUCGUCGGCUUAUGAAAUUGCUAAAAGUGCCAGAGUUGCAGGUAAUAUCCUGAAGACUUUAUCGAAUGAGAGUCGUUCUUCUAUCUUAUAUAAAAUUCACGAUAGUUUAUCAGCUAAACGAGAUGCUAUUAAAGUAGCUAAUGAGAAGGAUUUAGCUGAAGCUGAGACCUCGGGUCUAUCGAGUUCCUUAUUGAAACGUCUAAACUUAUUUCAAGGAGAUAAAUUUGAAACUAUGUUACAAGGUAUCAAAGAUGUUGCAGAUUUACAGGAUCCAGUCGGACAAGUGAAACUUGCCAGACAACUAGAUGAUGAUAUGAUGCUAUAUCAAGUUACUGCACCAGUAGGUGUGUUAUUAGUCAUCUUUGAAUCUCGUCCUGAAGUCAUUGCUAAUAUUACAGCUCUUUGUAUUAAGAGUGGUAAUGCAGGUAUCCUAAAAGGUGGUAAAGAAUCUGUAAAUACUUUUAGAGAGAUGGCUCAAGUUAUUAAUGAUACUAUUGCUGAGAACGUUACGGAGACAGGUGUUCCAGUUGGUGCCGUACAAUUGAUUGAAACUCGUCAAGAUGUUUCCGAUUUAUUAGAUCAAGAUGAAUUGAUUGAUCUUGUUGUUCCAAGAGGUUCAAAUGCCUUAGUGAGAAACAUAAAGAGAAAUACUAAGAUCCCUGUAUUAGGUCAUGCUGAUGGUAUUUGUUCCGUUUAUGUUGACGAAUUUGCAGAUUUGGAAAAAGCCAAAAGAAUAUCCGUCGACGCAAAGACAAAUUAUCCAGCUGGUUGUAAUGCUAUGGAAACUUUAUUGAUAAAUCCAAAAUUGAACCAUUGGGAUGAUGUUCUAACAAAUAUGAUUGAAAAUGGUGUUACUUUACAUGUUACUUCUGAAGUUAGGGAUUCUUAUCAACAAAAGCUUGGAGAAAGACUUACAGAUGACAUGAAAUCUCAUAUUGUCGAUGUUAAUGAAAAGGAAGAUUUCGAUAAGGAAUUUUUGUCGUUUGAUUGUGCUGUUAAGUUUAUCAAGGAUACUCAAGCUGCUAUCGAACACAUCAAUGAACAUUCUUCAAAACAUACAGAUUCUAUCAUCACAGAGAACAACGAAAAUGCAGAUAAGUUCCUAAAGGGUAUUGACUCUGCAGGUGUCUACUGGAACGCCUCUACUAGAUUUGCUGAUGGUUUCAGAUACGGGUUUGGUACCGAGGUUGGUAUCUCUACCUCAAAGAUCCAUGCUCGUGGUCCAGUCGGUCUUGAUGGUUUAGUCACUUAUCAAUAUCAAAUCAGAGGUAAUGGUAAUAUUGCCGCUGAUUAUUUGGGUGCUGGUGGUAAUAGAGCUUUUGUUCAUAAGGAUUUAGACCCAACUAAGGUUAUCUUGUAG
Maudiozyma saulgeensis is the source of this 1362-nucleotide messenger RNA. NCBI's taxonomy places the organism in Eukaryota, Fungi, Ascomycota, Saccharomycetes, Saccharomycetales, Saccharomycetaceae. The record is from the annotation of a GenBank genome assembly.